Triticum urartu is the source of this 2850-nucleotide messenger RNA. RefSeq lists its product as uncharacterized. The record is from RefSeq and is a predicted model, not a curated record. Gene Ontology annotation, molecular function: protein binding. Lineage: Eukaryota; Viridiplantae; Streptophyta; Magnoliopsida; Poales; Poaceae.
ACCGCCUCCUCGGCAUGUAGAACCGCGUGGGCGGGCGGCGAGGCAGGCGGGGAGGGAGACGGCGGGGAUAGCCCGCGGUAGUUUUUCCUUUUUUUAUAAAGUAUGUUUAAAUUUGAACGAACUCGCCGAUGUUUGCGUUAAAUUUGAGUCGUGUUUGCGCCGUAUUUGACUUUUUUAAAAUCCCGUGGGGGGCCGUGACUGGGGAACAUCACGCCCUCAAUGCGCGGUUUAGCGCCGGUGCGCCCUCAGGGGCGAUUUUUUGCCCCUCCUGAGGGGCCAACGGCUGAAGAUGCCUUAAGGCACGAGAGGAAGCGGUGCCUGGGUCCAUACCGAGACGCGUGGCGAUCGUGGGGAGCGGCUGAUUUGUUCCCAGAAAUCAGUCGGGCAAUUUAAAGAGAUUUCCUUCGUAUAUAGCCUGGACUCCACAGAAAAGCUACCGGAAAAAAAAACGGGAUCGAUCGGAUCCGGAACGAAGUAGUUGAGAGAUCUUUCAUAAAUUGGAACGGACUCGUCCUAAGAUCUCUGUGUAAAGAGGACGUGUAUCCCACGACGAUGGCCGCGUCGGGAGGCUCGUCCGGCGGGUGCACAUGGCCGGACCUCCAGCCGGAGAUGUUGGGCGUCGUGCUCUCGCGGCUGCCGUCGCACGGCGACCGCGUCCGCUUCGCCGCAGUCUGCCGCCCAUGGCGCUCCACCGCGCGGCUGCUGCGUCCGCUACCCCUGCUGCUCCCGUGGCUCGCCCUCUGCGACGGCACCUUCCUCAGCCUCCCCGACGGCGCCGUCCACCGCCUGCCCGUUGCGGACGACGGCGUCUCCAUCCGGGCCUCCACCGGCAGCAGGCUCUUCCUCGUGCACGGCGACGACGAGUGCUCCCUGACGAACCCUUCCCCGGUAACGACGACCCCUGUCCCUGAGGCCGCCGGCUGGUUCCGAGAAAACCCGACCGUCCUGAAGGUGUUAAUGUCCGAUCACCUCGUCGCCGCCCUGGUGGAGUCCAAAGGCAUCUACGGUUCCACGACCACGAAAGUCAUCAUCUCUACCCGUGGGCAGCCAUGGGACACCACGAGGUGCUCCACGACGGAGUGGGCGGCGCCUGAAGACAGCUUCGCCAUAGAUAUUGCGCUCUUCAAAGGAAAGCUCUGCGUCCUCCUCGACACAGGAGACGAGGACGAGGGAUAUGGACAGAGGCAUGAGCUUCGUGUCCUGGACGACGGCCACGAGCAGACAACCAUCCAGGGAACCCCAAUCGCCGGGUUUGAGGACGACUUUGAUCCUUACGAGACUGACGCGUACGGGCAGCGGCACUACCUCGUCGUCUCCGGCGAUCGGCUGCUGAUGGUGCAACGAUGGAUCAACCUGCCGCCAAUAUUUCCAAUCGACUCGGGGAUCGAGAAGCGGACUCGACUCUUCAAGGUCUUCCAAGCAACGGGCCUGAGCAGCGGCUGCGGACAAUGGACCGAGGUCGAUAGGUUGACGGGGUGCGCGCUCUUUGUCAGCGAAGGCUGCUCGGAGUCUCUCCCAGCCGGGGGUCAAUCUAGCGGCGUCGGAGUUCGAGAAGACUGCAUCUACUUCAUGAACGGCGACACUUGUGAGAAUCCCUUUCCAGACUCCGGCGUGUACAACAUGAGAGACCAGACAGUGGCGCCGUUGCUGCCGGCGACGGUGGCGGUGCCCGCAGCCGGCUACGGUCCAUGGUCUCCAACUUGGCUUUUCCCAGAGACUUGAGUUAAGCUAGGUGGGAGGUACUACCAGUUAAGAUUUCCUUAGAUGUUGUAAUAUGUAUUGGUCACAUUUUUAUCUUAUUCACAAUACCCAUUAGACACUUCUAAAGCAUAUGGUCGAGACUGAAGAGAUAAUCUUCUGUGUGGUAUGGGGAUAUGGAAUUGAAUCCAAAACUAGAGUCUGCAGAUCUGCACAGGCAGGGUGUAGAGCUUGUGCACAAGCAGACCCACAGAAGCAAGGUAUGCCAAAACUCCUGUAAAGAUAUUGGGUAUUGCAGUUUUAAGAAAAAUAUAAACUAGAAAGAUUUUUGCUUUAACUAUAGCAACAAACAGUCUCCCCUACUACAUGUGAUAUAUCAUCAGAAAAGGGUAAAAGGUUCAAAGCUAUCAAAUGAUUUGAUUGCGAAAUAGUGAGGUAAAUAUAUAGAAACCUAAUGUACGGAACUCCAGAUAUUUAUUGGUAGUUUAGGAGGUCAACUGAAAGAUGUUAGUGGGUUUUACUUGUUGAGCUGUGUAAUCAAAUCCAUUGAGUUCAUAUUUCGGAUGUUUGCAUAGCUGGUUAAUUGCAAUGUCCAAUUUAUGAUGGAUCAUGAUGAAAUGUGAUAGUUCAAGACAGAAGUCAGAACCAGUUGAAAUUCCAGCAUCUAUCAGAUCAGCCUCCAUAAUCAAAUGCCAUAAAAACAAACAAUAAUCAUUGUCGAGUUUGAAAUUCCUAAUCUUAUGCACUUCUAUAAUUCCUAACCAUAAAACUUAUCUUACACAUGUUACUCAAACUGAAUCCUUUAAUGUGCACUCUGGUGAAGACGUGAGUAAUAAGAUUGAGUGCAGCUGUGCAGGUACAAAAACUGACUUUGUAUGAUUAGAUUAAAUAAAUUGCCAGGAUGAUGUCAUAUUAGUUUGCAAACAAAAUUUAGAAGCAUAUUAACUUGCAACUUUGCAUCAUAUAAGGUGUGCUCAUUACCAAACACUGUCCAGAGCAACAAGCAAUUAACAUAGACCAUAACUUCUGAUGAAAAACAGACUACUGCAAAAGCGUGUUGUAACACAUUUGCAUGUCAUGCUGGAAUGUGAUUGAGAUUCUAAAAGGUUUUCUCCUCAAACAUGAGCUACUAGAAGAUGUUAAUCUAAUGUC